AUGUCUUCGCGCGAUAGAACGCCGCCAAAGACGACCGGCCCGCAGUCGAUACCUUUACAAGAUCUUUCCAGACCCCCGGACCAUUCCUCUCCUGCAGAUGACGAACCCAUCAGAUCCGGAGGGGGGUUAUUUGGUCACAUUCAUAGACACAGUCGCACUAGGUCGUUGCUGACAGGCCGGCGGACGCCCAACUAUGCCCGCCUCGAAGAAGAAUCACCAACAAGAGGUGGAACUUCAUACCAACCUGUUGGGCUCUCGGUAAGAGGUGGAAGUGGCAGAGAGUCCCCUCUCGAAGAUGUUGAAGGAUUUGCAGCUGCUACGGUUGGCCUGGAAUUGCCUCCACCAUCCACUCCUUAUAAUCAUGCGAUGCGACGGCCCACUAUCAUCACGACACCUGCAGAUGCAGAUGCCAACGAUCAUGACGGCGAAAGCUUCUUCUCGCCUCCGGACACGGACACGACUCCCUUGACCGAGGGCCGCCGUCUGACCCCUUCUCUAAAGACGUCGAGUUCCACUUCGAGAGGUCAGCGGCACGAUAGACGACGCAGGUCCAGUGUACGUUGGACCGAUGGCGAGUCGCCUUCGCUUUCACGCGGCCGGGGAUCUCGGCUUGGAGAUGAUCUCCCAACGCUUGAUACGAACACCGGCAUCCAUCGAAAGCUGAGCACCGGCAGUGGUAUCAGUCGUUUGGCAUCCUCGGGGCCAGAAGAGUCUAGCGAACGUUCAAAAUCGUUGUCUCCUUCUCCAUCCCCGAUGGCCAGGGCCAACUCCAUGCUCCGGGAGAUAUCACAACGUGUGGUCAAUUUGAGUAAUGACUCGGACAUGGUAGAACGCAGCAUUCGAAGGAAGUCGUCUGUGCGAGACCAUCGGCGCCCAAGCAUGUCUGCUUCUCCCCUCCCGGACGAGGAAUUGCCGCCGCCGCUGCCGCCCCCGCAGUCACCGCUCGAGAAGGUGCCGUCCGUCGAGGCCUCGCCAGCCCCAACUCUCCCCGUCUAUCGUCCAAACCCGCUGCUGGGAAAGACAUGGGGCAUUUUCGGACCCGAGAACAAGCUUCGCAAAUGGCUAUGCGAGAUUCUAGUGCACCCUUGGACGGAACCGACCAUUCUGGUUUUGAUCGUCGCUCAAACGGUCCUGCUAGCCGUGAACGCCGCAUCUGAUGCAAUAUAUCUUCAGACAAGGAACAGGGUAUGGGGAAGUACCGGAUUCGACUAUGCAAUCCUUGCAUUAUUCAUCGUUUACACGCUCGAAUUGGUUGCGCGCACAAUCGUUUCAGGGUUCAUAUCGAACCCUCGCGAGUUCAGCACCAUCGACCGGUCCCUCGGGUUGAAGAAGGCUGUUCUUCAAAAAGCCCAUUCGCUCCUUGCUCCUCAGCAUGUUCGAGACGUGACAGCUGCAAACAACAAUGCUCCCAAUCAACCCUCCAUCGUCCGCACGUUCACAGGCGUCCCAGAAUCCGGCGGCCCUGGCCACACUAAACAGCAGCAACGGAUUCGGCUUGCUCGGCGUGCCUUCCUCAGGCACUCAUUCAAUCGGCUCGACUUCGUUGCCGUCGUUUCGUACUGGAUAUCCUUCGCCAUGCAGAUAGCUCGUAUCGAAGAUAGCACUCACGUCUACGUCUUCAACAUGUUGAGCUGUCUUCGAAUUUUGCGAUUGCUCGGCCUAACAGCCGGCACCUCUAUCAUUCUGCGGAGUCUGAAAAAGGCCGCUCCUCUUCUGGUCCAUGUGGCGUUCCUGAUAUGCUUCUUCUGGUUGAUCUUUGGCAUUAUCGGUGUUCAGAGCUUCAAAUCGAGUCUAAGACGUACCUGUGUUUGGGUUGGCGACGAUGGUUCUGGCCAGAAUUACACCCUCAACCUAGCACCGGAAAACGUUCAAUUCUGUGGCGGAUACCUCGAUGCUGUGACAGGCGAGCCUAUGCCGUGGCUCAAACUUGAUGGUCGAAACGGGACCGGCUCGUCUAAAGGCUACCUCUGUCCGCAGAAUUCUCUUUGCAUUGAGGGCUCGGAGAGUCCAUACAAUGGAACCGUCAGCUUCGACAACAUUGCCCAGUCUUUGGAGCUGGUGUUUGUGAUCAUCAGCUCGAACACAUUUUCUGAUCUCCUGUAUUAUCUUACAGAUUCGGACUAUCUCGCCGCAGCACUCUUCUUCGCCGCAGGAAUUGUCGUGCUUAGUUUGUGGUUGGUCAACUUGUUGGUUGCCGUUAUCACUUCUUCAUUUCAGAUCAUCCGGGAAGAAAGCAAGCAGAGUGCUUUCACGGCAGAGAAUAUUGACGAGCCGGUGCUCGGCGACGACUCAAUGACCAACCGGAGCCAGCUGAAGAAAAUGUUUGACAAGACCCACUGGUUCUGGAUCCUCCUGAUUGUGUACGAUCUGGUUGUACAGAGCCUUCGCAGUGCCAGAAUGGGGAACGACCGGAAGAACUUCAUCAUGAAUUCUGAAAGUGUCGUCACGUUGCUCCUCCUGGUGGAAAUAGUCGUACGGUUCUUGUGCGACUGGAGAAACUUCUUUCGUGGUAGAAGGAACUGUUUUGACCUCCUUCUUGUCGUGGUCACCAGCAUUAUGCAGAUUCCUCCCAUCAGAGAUUCUGGUCAGCCAUAUGCCUGGCUUAGUGCCUUCCAGAUUGCCCGUAUCUACCGGGUGGUUCUGGCUGUGAGGCUCACCAGGGACCUCGUCAUGGUUGUGUUUGGCAACAUCGUCGGGCUACUCAACUUGAUUCUGUUUGUCUUUCUCUUCACCUUCUUGGCUGCCAUACUCGCAUCUCAGCUGUUUAGAGGCGACUUUCCUCCCGCCGACGCCAGCGGUGAGACGAUUCCGGUGACUUUCUUCAACAUAUGGAACUCCUUUCUCGGUAUGUACCAGGUCUUCUCGAGCGAAAAUUGGACGGAGCUUAUGUACAACGCGACCCAAUUCAACCUUAUCUGGGACACUGCUUGGCUCAGCGCAAUCUUUUUCAUCUUAUGGUUUAUCAUCUCCAAUCUGAUUGUGAUGAACAUGUUUAUUGCUGUCAUCCAGGAGAGUUUUGAUGUGUCCGAGGAUGAGAAGCGGUUACAGCAAGUGAAGGCCUUUCUGAAACAAAAAGAGAUCAGCGGCUCUGCAUCUGGAAAUCUUUCUCUUGCGGCGGUCUUCAAGAUGGGACGAGAAUCCAUCCGACACCGUGAUGCCCUUGAGUAUGGCUCAGCGACGGUCGAACAGCUCUUGAAGGAGGCUGUGGUCAAGGAUUUCUUGGACGACCAAGAGGAGGGUCUGCCGAAGCGUCCAACGUCCAUCCAUCUCCCACACCACAACGUGGUCGAGCCGGGCUUACUUUCCAAAUACUGGGGUAAACUCACAGGGCUCAAUCACCAUAAGGAACCGAAUCCCUUCUAUUCAAGUGCCACGAUUACUCGAGCCAACGAAGAGUUUGAUCCACGCGCCGCCGCAAAGCGGGUGGUCACAACGUCCGAAAACCGUCGUCGCGCACAACGGCAAUACCUGCAGAGGCACCCCAAGUACAACGUGUCCUUAUUCAUUUUCAAACCAGGCAAUCCGAUCAGAAAAAUUUGUCAGUACCUGGUUGGCCCUGGGCGCGGAAGUGAACGGGUCGAAGGAGUCUCGCCAUACAGACCAGCCUGGUAUGCGUUUUCCGCGUUCACAUAUACCGCCAUCGUGGCAAUGGUUAUUCUGGCUUGUAUCACGACCCCGUUGUAUCAGCGAGAGUACUAUCUGAACAAUAACCUGAGCAUCACGAAUUGGUUCAUCUGGACCGAUCUUGGGUUCGCCAUCCUGUUCACGGUGGAGGCGUCCAUCAAGGCCAUUGCGGACGGAUUCUUUUUCACUCCGCAUGCCUACUUUCGGAGUGUCUGGGGCUUCAUCGAUGGCGUGGUACUAAUCACACUGUGGAUUAAUGUUAUCACAACCAUGUAUCGUGAUGAUGGCAUCUCCCGCGCAGUCGGUGCCUUCAAAGCCUUGAGGGCUUUGCGUCUGCUCAACAUCAGCGACACCGCCAGAGAGACUUUCUACUCGGUGAUCAUCAUUGGCGGCUACAAGGUACUCGCUGCAGGCUUUGUCUCGAUGAGUUUACUCAUUCCCUUCGCCAUCCUGGGGGUAAAUCUCUUCAGUGGGAAGAUGCAAGCUUGCAAUGACAGCAGCUUCGGCUACAGUGCGCUGUCCAAUUGUGUUGGAGAAUACAAUUCGACCCCCUUCAACUGGCCUGUACUAGCUCCUAGGCAGGUUGCCAACCCAUGGUACAGCUUCGAUGAUUUCGGCAGCGCUUUGUUCAUCCUCUUCCAGAUCGUCUCUCAAGAGGGCUGGGUCAAUGUCAUGUGGUCCGGGACAAGCGUUACAGGAAGAGGCCUCCAACCGCAACCCUUUGCUGCGCAGGGUAAUGCUGUCUAUUUCAUCGUCUUCAACCUUUUGGGAGCUGUCUUUGUGCUGACACUGUUCAUAUCUGUGUUCAUGCGCAACUACACUGAGCAAACGGGUGUUGCGUUCUUGACCGCUGAACAGCGUUCGUGGCUCGAAUUACGGAAAUUGCUCAAGCAAAUUUCCCCGUCGAAGCGGUCGAUUGGUGACACCAGCGCCAGUUGGAAGAAAUGGUGCUACAAUCUCUCGAUUAAGAAACGUGGAAAGUGGCAACGGCUCAUCACAACCGUGUUGGUCCUCCAUUUGAUUCUACUCACGGUCGACUACUAUCCAGAGCCAGCCUGGUGGGAGACACUCCGGGAAGGCGUCUUCCUCGCGUUUACGGUGAUCCUCAUUGCGAAUAUUGCAAUCAGAAUGUUUGGGCUAGGCUGGCAUCGUUUCAGACGCAGCUCCUGGGACAUCUAUUCCGUGUUUGUCGUGUCGGGCAUUUUCAUCACAUCCCUGAUAGCGCUGGCCAAGGUCAACAGCAGUCGAGGGUUUGAUCAAGUGCACAAGCUCUUCCUGGUCUCGGUAACAUUUCUCCUGAUCCCGCGAAACAACCAGCUGGAUCAACUGUUUAAGACGGCCGCAGCAUCUUUAACACUGAUCGCCAAUCUUCUGGCAACCUGGUUUGUUCUUUUCCUGGUCUAUGCAAUUGCCUUCACCCAGACCUUCGGACUCACGCGCUUCGGAGAUAAUGAGAGUAACAAUGUCAACUUCCGGACAGUGCCCAAGGCGCUUAUUCUUCUGUUCCGCACGAGCAUUGGAGAAGGAUGGAAUCAAAUCAUGGAAGAUUUUGCUACCAUUGAGCCGCCUCUCUGCGUUCGAGAAGCUAGUUUCUUCGACAGCGAUUGUGGCAGUUCGAGCUGGGCCAGGGCACUCUUCAUCUCCUGGAACAUCAUCAGCAUGUAUAUCUUCGUGUCUUUGUUCGUCUCCAUGAUCUUCGAGAGUUUCUCGUACGUGUAUCAGCAGAGCAGCGGCAUGUCCAUUGUCAGUCGAGAUGAGAUUCGACGAUUCAAGCAGGCGUGGGCUGAUUUCGAUCCCAACGGCACCGGAUUCAUUUCCAAGGAGCAGUUUCCUCGACUACUUGGGGAACUGUCCGGUGUCUUCCAAAUGCGCAUUUACGAUGGUGAUUUCACGGUGCGCACCAUCAAAGAGGAUUGCACAGUGCACCCCGGCGACCCCGUGAGACCCGGUGCAAGGGUGGUAGAAGGGAUUGAUCUCGACAAACUGGCGGAACGGGUCAGUCAAAUACCGGUAGCCGAGAUCCGCCGACGACGGGAGCGGAUGAAUGUAUUUUACCAGGAGGUCAUGCUGACGGCCGACCCCGAUCGAGGGAUUCCAUUCACGGCGUGUCUUUUCCUAUUGGCACAUUACAACGUCAUCACCGAUUCACGCAGUCUCCGCCUGGAAGAAUUCCUCCGGCGCCGGGCGCGUCUUCAGAGGGUUCAGGAGACGAUUCGACGCAAUACGGUGGUGGGCUUCUUUGACACUUUGCAUUGGUCAAGAAGAUUCAAAAAGAUCACGGAGAUGAAACGCGACUCGCGGCUCGGCGGGCCACCCUCGCUUCCAGUCCCCGAGAUCUUCAUCGACAACCCGGACGACAUGCUCGAGAGCAGUAGCAGUACGCAACCUCACGACUUUACCUCGACCACGCCAACAUACAGCCCGAGGAGAGGGCCGCCGAGUCUGCCGCCCAUUGACACGUCCUUUCAACCUCGGGACUCGUUGAGGAGCGCUUGGUCGUUUGGCAUGGACAACGAAUCACCGGGAAGCAGUCCGGUCCGGUCGCCUCGAUCGCCCCGUUCGCCGCGGUUGGAAUCCGUGGACACUUCAUACCCCGGAGGAGCGGCGGCGACGAGGGGAGUCUCACCGACCACGCCGACCUUGACGAUCAGCCACAGCCGACAAGGCAGCGACGCCAGCGGCAUGGCAGGAGAGCAAGGAAUCAUGGAGAGCUUUGACGCGUCGGCGUGGGGCGAGAGUAUACGCAGAAGCUUUACGACGAGAAGACCACGAAGUGGUGAUCGAAGUGAUCACGAGUGA
This is a messenger RNA of Capronia coronata CBS 617.96, 6423 nucleotides long. RefSeq lists its product as uncharacterized. Gene Ontology annotation, biological process: calcium ion import across plasma membrane. NCBI's taxonomy places the organism in Eukaryota, Fungi, Ascomycota, Eurotiomycetes, Chaetothyriales, Herpotrichiellaceae. The transcript has 2 exons. Gene Ontology annotation, molecular function: calcium ion binding; high voltage-gated calcium channel activity. Bases 1 to 6423 code for a protein of 2140 amino acids. Gene Ontology annotation, cellular component: membrane; voltage-gated calcium channel complex. The record is from RefSeq and is a predicted model, not a curated record.